UGCAUGACUUUUUGUAUGCAGCUGAGCCUCCCUCUGUUGAUUAUGAAACGUAUGUGUUUGUUUGCCAGUGAAUGCAGCAGUCUAAAGACAAAUGAAACAACACUUCUAGAGGAAAGACAGAGAGACAGAGCCUGACUGGGAAAACUCUAAGCCGCUCUCCUGGCCCUACUGAAGCCUUUCUUGUCUCACUUUCCCAUCUGGCUUGCUUAGCUUGGCUACACGUUUGGAGAGAGCGACACAAUGGCUGGCGAAUACAAGCUCUUGCUCGAAGGUGCCAAAGAGUUAGUACUGGUCUGCACCCAAGGUGAGAAAUACCUCCUGGAGGCUGGCAUGCAACAUCUGGCGGUGCUGGAAAACGCCAGUGUGGUGAUUGGCAAAGAUGGCUAUAUAAAGGCAGCUGGUGAUGCAAAGAUAAUUCGCAAUCAAUUUUCAGGAGCAUCUUUUGAAAAAACAAUUGAUUGUUCAGGAAAGUGCAUUUUACCAGGUCUGGUGGAUGCACACACACAUCCUGUAUGGGCUGGUGAUAGGGUCCAUGAGUUUUCAAUGAAGUUGGCAGGAGCUUCCUAUAUGGAUAUUCAUCAAGUUGGAGGGGGAAUACAUUUCACCGUGAGGCAUACUCAGGAAGCCCCCGAAGAUGAGCUCUUCCAGCGUUUCAAACAGCGACUGCUGCGGAUGAUGAGAGCUGGCACUACUUUGGUUGAAUGCAAAAGUGGAUAUGGCUUGAAUCUUGAAACAGAGAUCAAGAUGCUCCGAGUGAUUGAGCGAGCCAGGAGGGAACUGGACAUUGGUAUUUCGUCCACUUACUGUGGUGCCCACUCUGUUCCCAAGGGUAAAACGGCCACUGAAGCGGCUGAUGACAUUAUCAACUUCCACCUCCCUAAGCUGAAGGAGCUUGAACUUAAUGGAGAAAUACAUGUUGACAAUAUCGAUGUUUUCUGCGAGAAGGGUGUCUUUGAUCUGAAUUCCACCAGAAGAAUUCUGCAGGCUGGGAAAGAUAUGGGAUUACAGAUUAACUUCCAUGGGGAUGAACUGCAUCCAAUGCAUAGUGCUGAGCUUGGAGCAGAACUGGGAGCAAAAGCUGUAAGCCACUUAGAAGAAAUUAGCAAUGAAGGUAUUACUGCAAUGGCCAGGGCAAAGUGUGCAGCUGUCCUGUUACCAACCACUGCCUAUAUUCUGAGAUUAAAACAACCUCAAGCUAGAAAAAUGUUAGAAGAAGGAGUGAUUGUUGCUCUAGGCAGUGAUUUUAACCCCAACGCUUAUUGCUGUUCCAUGCCCAUGGUAAUGCAUUUGGCCUGUGUAAACAUGAAGAUGUCAAUGAAAGAAGCUUUAGCAGCUGCCACUAUCAAUGCGGCUUAUGCUCUUGGAAAAUCGCACUCGCAUGGCUCCAUAGAAAUUGGUAAACAAGGAGAUCUCUUCAUCAUAAACUCACCCAGAUGGGAACAUAUGAUCUACCAGUUUGGUGGCCAUCAAGAGGUGGUUGAAUAUGUUAUUGUAAAAGGAAAUGUUGUUUAUAAAAAUAACAGCACUUUGGACUUCUAAAUACUUCCUGUUGCCAGAAGCUCUAAUGGACACAUAGACAAACAACCCUGAAUUUCAUGCCUAUAUAAAAGCUGUAUGUAGUACCCUGUUUCCCUGAAAAUAAGACAUCCCCGAAAAAUAAGACCUAGUAGAAGUUUUGCUGAAUUGCUAAAUAUAAGGCCUCCCCUGAAAGUAAGACCUAGCAAAGUUUUUGUUUGGAAGCGUGCCCACUGAACAGAACACCAGAGCAUGCAGGAUUGGUAAAUGUACAUACUAUAGUGUGUUGUAAAUGGAAAUAAUGGUAGUAACAAGAAAUUCUUGAUAGGAUUCACAGUUUGUCUGGUUAUACUGGUUUGUGAUGACAACUACUGUACAGUAUAUAAUAAAUGUUCUUUUUUUUUUGUUCAACAAUAAAUGUGAAUUCUUCUUCAUGGAAAAAUUAGACAUCCCCUGAAAAUAAGACCUAGCACAUCCUUGGGAGCAAAAAUUAAUAUAAGACACUGUCUUAUUUUCGGGGAAACACGGUAUAUGUGCUUGCUAUAAAUAAAGCUCUAGGUUUUUCCUAGCUGUGAGCUUCCUUUUUCUUGUAUUCUUGCAUGUGAAAAGCCUUUAAUCAUCUUCCUGACACUUUCAGGGCAAGCUGUGAAAUCAACAUUUAUAUGUAUGAAAAUCCAGCUCUAGUUUUUCCUGUUAAGGUGAUUGUUUAUAUCCGUUUUGAUAUAGAAAAUCAUUAUUGCUAUAUAAUUGCUAUAUAGAGCCUGGCUUUAGCACAGCAGGUUAACCACCAGCUGCAGUAAAUCUUGCCAACCAAAAGGUUGACAGUUCAAAGCCUGGGUCGAGUGAGCUCCUGGCCUUUAGCCCAGCUUCUGCCUACCUAGUAGUUUGAAAGCAAAAUGUGAGUAAAUAAAUAGGUACCGCUUAAAAGUAGGGAUUUAGUAAGGCACCCAUAAGGAAAUGCCAGAAAAAUGCCGGCGAUUCAAUCAAGGAUGAAGUUUAUGAACAAAAAGCUGUGGCAGAGACAUGGAGCAACCCCCCAUCCCUGUCCCCAUGGCUGGAACCGAGCACAAGCCUCCAAGAUGCUGAAGAUGGGAAAAAGCCUAUAUAUACCUCUUAUCUAUGUACAACUGUCUGUCUUGUCAAUGUAUAAACGGCAUUGAAUGUUUGCCAUAUAUGUGUGUUCUGUGAUCUGCCCUGAGUCCCUUUCAGGGUGAAAAGGGUGGAAUAUAAAUACUAUAAAUAAAUAAAUAUCCCCCCCCCCCAAAAAAAAAAACCCCACAAAAAACAAUUUGCUGAAGAUCCUAGUAUAACUUCAGGAUUUCUCAUAAGGCAGGGUAUAACUAUGAUUCAAACUACUUCCAUGGAUAUAAAUAAAGGAUAUGCCUAAGAAGGUUGCAAGCUUGUGUUUACUGUGAAUAGCAGCUCCCAGCCCACAAUACGGCAAAAUCACUUCCCCAGAAAACUUCAUUUUGAGCUAUGUUUGGGGCAGCAUCUUUAACGUGAGAGCUAAAUUUAGUUUCAGAUACAUUUUCAGGGGUUACAGUGAAUGGAGCAAAAGAGCGAGACCCAAAGUACCGGUAUACUGUAGCUUAAACCUUUUAAUACCCGUGGGUGAGACAUUUAUGGGAGGCAUUUUAAUGAUAGGAAACCAUCAAACUAUUAUCAUGAAAUGUUUAAUCUGGAGAAGUCCAAGAGAUUGGAUUGGGACACAAUAUUCUGACUGAUGCUCAAAGUCUUUGACACGAGGGUCCAGAGUAGACACUUUAGCAAAUUCAAAGUUUUGCAGCUGGACUGUUCACCAGGGCUGGUAACAAGGAACAUAUUACUCCCUUUCUGAAAUAGCUUCACUGGUUAUCAAUCUGUUUCUGGGCAUCUUUCAGAAUACUGGUUUUGACCUAUGCAACUUAGAUCCAAAGUAUUUGAAAGUCUGUGUCUCCCCAUAUAAGUCUGUCCAAACCUUUCCAUCUUUGUGCCAGAACUUUCUCUCCAUCCCUCUGAUGCUUGGAUGCUGGGGACGCAGGAUAGAGCCUUCUCAGUAGCUGCUCCUAGGAACUUCCUCCUGACAGAGAUUCAAUUUGUCCCCUCUCUGUUGUCCUUUUGCCAGUAGGCAAAGAUCCCAGUGUUUAAACAAGCCUUCAAUCUUGACUGAUCAGAGUGGAGUGAGGUGUAACUGGACAUGCUGCUUUUAAUAUGCAUAGUGUAUUUUAAGUUUUCUCAAUGUUAAUCUUCUAAAAAUAUCAUUUUAAUUAAAGAUGCUGUUUAAUGCUUUUUGAACUUUUGUAUUUCAUACUGUUUAAACUCUCUGUUUCAAAUUAUGCUGUAAGCAGUUUUGAAUCCUAUUCAGAAGAAAAGCGGAGAAAUAAAUAAACAAAUAAUGCA
This is a messenger RNA of Anolis carolinensis (green anole), 3894 nucleotides long. RefSeq names its product amidohydrolase domain containing 1 (gene amdhd1). Gene Ontology annotation, cellular component: cytoplasm. The record is from RefSeq and is a predicted model, not a curated record. The transcript is spliced from 9 exons. Bases 241 to 1539 code for a protein of 432 amino acids. NCBI's taxonomy places the organism in Eukaryota, Metazoa, Chordata, Lepidosauria, Squamata, Anolidae. Gene Ontology annotation, molecular function: imidazolonepropionase activity.